UUCCCACAAGGGUUUUGGGUUUUGGGUUCUGGGUUAGGGUUUUAGGAUUUUUGAAUGAUGGUUACAGUCUGCUGUUCGGAACCGGAAUCAUGGUUUAGGGUUUCAGAUUCUUAAUCUUCGUGUAUAGUUGUAAAGAAAUGUAUGAACAUACCCAAACUUGGCAUGUCGAGUUUAGCCUGAAUUUUCGCGGAGAUUAGGAUUUUCUUCAAAAAUCAAACCUCAUUCAAGAUACUAGCACGCACAAUGUGUUUCAUGUUUGUGGUUUGUUGACAAGUUUUGCUUCAAUUCCUCCUUUGAGUGUGUUGAAUUCUCCCAUUCAUUUCAGGUGUUUUCCACUCCAAUCCCAUUUGGGCUUUCUUGAUUUUUCGACCGAAUGCAUUUGCAUUAGGAUAUGAUCAUCUGAGUCAUUUCAUAAUUGAUAUCCUCUGAAGGCAUCUAUUACCUUCAAACAGAAGUAAUCUCAUUCGGUCUAUAAGUUGAAUGUUCAUUGAUCUCAGGUCUUUUCUGCUCAAAUCUCAUCUGGGUUUCUUGAUAUUUCAACUGAGACCCACUUCCGAUUCAAGUAUCUCCAUCUGGGUCAUUUCAUAAUUGAAAGAUAUUUCUCACCUCAAACAGAUCUUGUCCCAUUUGGAUUGUAAGUUGAAUCUUAACUCCUCUCGCGUGUUUUCUGCUUAAACCCCAUCGGGGUUUUCUUGAGAUUUCAACUGGUACGGCUCCCAAUUCAGAAAGUUCAUCUGAAAGAUAAACCCUAGAACAGAACGGUUUCAAGCUCUGAAUCGAACUAACAUGAGCUUUCCUACAAAUACUCCUCCAGUUUUCGCCCCAUACGCAGAAUCCUGCGGUGAUGCUCUUGAAUGUUGGCCUCAAUUCCCAAUGGACAGAAGCUCAGAAAAUUGUCCCCACAUUGAAACCCCAUUAUUCAAGAAGCCUAAAAUUUCUGAAACAGUGACCAAUCUCAGGAUGCCUGGAUCAAAUAACAAAGUCAUGACUGAUACUUUCUUCAAGACCCAACUCUGCAUGAAAUUCAGAUUGGGUACUUGUAUCAAUGGGGAUGAAUGUAACUUUGCCCAUGGCACUGGAGAUAUUCGAAGGCCUCUGCCUCAUGGGCAGGAGCUUAGUUGCAAGGAGGGAUAUGUGGCUGGGAUAUGGAAUCGAGACCAUAGGUUAAACAGUAAAAUGAAGCUAUGCAGGAUUUUUAGUAGAGGAGAAAAAUGCCCAUAUGGGGAAAGGUGUAAUUUUCUUCACGAAGGUUUCGAGAAGUGUAGGGAAGGUUCAGGUAAGUUUAGGGAGAGUUCUUCCAUAAGCAUUGGAUGUACUGGAUCAGCAAGGGGUUACAGGAAUGGUUCUGGUCAAUUGGAGUUCAAGAGGUUUGGGGAUUCAAGUUUGAAUGCUAAUCAGGUGAAUGCAAAUCCAGGAUUCUGGAGAACUAGGCUCUGUCACAAGUGGGAGAUGUCUGGUAACUGUGCAUACAGGGAGAAAUGUGUCUUUGCUCAUGGACAAGCUGAACUGAGGAAGCAUGCAGUACAACCUGAAGGUGGGAAGGAACAUGCAGCUCCAAAGACUCUCCCUUCUGCCAAGGCUGAUGCAUUGACCCAUAAAACAGGGCCAGGAGCUACAUAUAACCAGCCACUUCAGGAGAAGAAGUGCGCAUUCAAAUGGGAAAAGCUGGGGAAGAUCAAUGGCAUCUAUGCUGAUUGGAUUGAUGAUAUGCCCCUUGUGCAUAGCUCUGUCAAGUAAAGUGAAGGCCUGAAUAUGAGUUUUGUAAAUGUCAACGGCUAGACUUCAAAGUUCAUUACACCAUUUUGUAUAGAUAACAGAAGGUUGUUACAUUUAGCUUCCAAAUUUCAAAGUAACAUCACUCCAUUUUGUAUAGAUUGGAGAAGUUAGUCACAUUGCUUCCCAAUUUGUCUUGAGACUUCACUUCAAUUGCAAGACAUAUGGAUUUGAUUUGAAGUG
This is a messenger RNA of Vitis riparia (riverbank grape), 1956 nucleotides long. RefSeq names its product zinc finger CCCH domain-containing protein 39-like. NCBI's taxonomy places the organism in Eukaryota, Viridiplantae, Streptophyta, Magnoliopsida, Vitales, Vitaceae. The record is from RefSeq and is a predicted model, not a curated record. The coding region runs from base 787 to 1737 and encodes 316 amino acids. The transcript is spliced from 2 exons. Gene Ontology annotation, molecular function: mRNA binding; metal ion binding.